UGGUGUGCUACCUCAUAUUCCAUAACGCACAGCCAAGCGAGUUAGCGAGAAAAGCAAGGAAUUAGGACAACUAGUAGUGAAUGUAUAGAUAGAAGGAAUAUGAGUCUAAGCCAACUAAGGUCGAAGCCUCCUUCCUGGAGGUUUCCGUUUCUCACCUUUUUUUUUUUUUGGUGCAAUCCGUUUCUCACCCCAAUUGAAGAUAAAGUCGCAGAGAUUCUGCUGAUUUGGCUUUUUUUUCUGUUUCCGAAAUAAAAACUCGCUCUCUUUAUUCUCUUUCUAAGUUUUCGCCGGAUUUUAUUUCUUUUUCUUCGGAUUCCGGAUCGACGAUAGUGAAAAAAAAAGGGGGAGAGAAUCCUAUUCCCUUGGAUUUACACGUAAACGGAGCUUCCAAGCAGAAAAAAUACCCCGAAUGAAACCAAAGGGGUAUUGGCUAGAACUCCUAUACUACUCAUCUUCUUCCUUCCUAUUGAUGGAUGGUGGCUUCGGAGGGUCACAACUGCUGCGAUUAAAUGGGAAAUCUGCUGCGAAAGCAACGCCGGAGUAAUAGUGAUGAAAUUAGUAGUAGCCAUCGUAGUAGAAGGGUUGCCUUGAGGGGUUUCUCAAGGUCCUCUAUGUCUGAAGCGUCGCCGCCGCCGCCGGUGACUGCCCCCCGGGGCUCAAGAACUUUGUCAGGUUCCAAUAGGUCUGAAGCUUCGCCGUCGGUCACCCCUGGCAGUCAACCUCCACCGAGUGCCAAAACCUCGACCAACAAAUAUGCGUACAUACCCGACAAUUUCAAGACUCUCGAACAGGUUACAGCUGCUUUGAGGGAAUCAGGUCUAGAAUCAUCGAACCUUAUUGUUGGGAUUGACUUCACAAAAAGCAAUGAAUGGACAGGAAAACACUCAUUCAAUAACCGGAGCCUGCAUGCGAUUGGCAAUACACCUAAUCCAUAUGAACAAGCUAUUUCUAUCAUUGGCAAGACUUUGGCUCCCUUUGAUGAAGACAACUUGAUUCCCUGUUAUGGGUUUGGUGAUGCCACCACCCAUGAUCAAGAGGUGUUCAGUUUUCACAGUGAUCAUACUCCUUGUCAUGGCUUUGAGGAAGUUUUAACAUGCUAUAAACAGAUUGUUCCAAACUUGCGAUUGUCAGGGCCAACAUCUUUUGGACCUGUAGUUGAGGCUGCAAUUGACAUUGUGGAGAAAAGUGGUGGACAAUUCCAUGUUUUGGUUAUCAUUGCUGAUGGCCAGGUAACAAGAAGUGUUGAUACGAAGGAAGGUGCUCGCAGCCCACAGGAAGAGAGUACAAUUAACUCAAUUUGCACUGCAAGUUCGUAUGCACUCGCAAUUGUGCUUGUUGGAGUUGGUGAUGGGCCUUGGGAUGAAAUGAAGAGGUUUGAUGAUCAGCUUCCUGCUCGCAAAUUUGAUAAUUUUCAGUUUGUUAACUUCACUGAUAUCAUGUCCAAAAAUGUGAGCCCCUCUGAGAAAGAAACAGCAUUUGCUCUUGCUGCACUGAUGGAGAUCCCUAUCCAGUAUAAAGCAACAAUGGAACUUGGAAUCCAUGGUCACAAAACAGGGAGAGCAAAGAAGAUAGUCCCGCGCCCUCCUCCUGUUCCUUACAUGCGUCGGCAACAGCCAGAUCGGGAACCAAGCAAUCCCCCGCCGGUUGUCAGUAGUGGUAGUGAACCGAAUCAAGUGUGCCCAAUUUGCCUGACUAAUGAAAAGAAUUUAGCGUUUGGGUGUGGACAUCUGACUUGUCGAGACUGUGGUCAAAGUUUGUCUAAUUGUCCCAUAUGCCGUGCGCCAAUUACGUCUCGUCUCAGAGUGUAUCCUGGUUGAUCAGGUUGAAAGGAUUAUCACAUGUACAUAACUUUCUGAUUUUUUUGUCCAUGAAUGAUUUCGUGUGCGUGUGCGUGUGCGUGUGCGUGUUCAUCUGCUUUAAGUAUGAUGUUUAUUUCCAAUUCACGAGAGUAGUAAAAUUGAAGACGUGUCUCUUUGUUGCAUUGUAGCUUGAGGCCUUCUAAGAUAAUUCAGUUGCUUGGAAUUUUAUUUUA
Macadamia integrifolia is the source of this 2032-nucleotide messenger RNA. Its product is annotated as E3 ubiquitin-protein ligase RGLG4. The record is from RefSeq and is a predicted model, not a curated record. Lineage: Eukaryota; Viridiplantae; Streptophyta; Magnoliopsida; Proteales; Proteaceae. The transcript has 11 exons. Bases 510 to 1817 code for a protein of 435 amino acids.